Molecule: messenger RNA, 325 nt
Organism: Paramecium sonneborni
Lineage: Eukaryota; Ciliophora; Oligohymenophorea; Peniculida; Parameciidae
Source: the annotation of a GenBank genome assembly
UUUUGUGAUAGUUUAUAACUCACUUAAAAAACUGAAACAUAAUUGAAUUCAAUUAAGAAGAACUAAUAGUGUACAUUAAUUGUUAUUUCAUAGGAUUAGUAUAACUUCUUGAAAUUAAAUAUAAAUGGGUAAGCAAUGAUGAAUGGUAAAAAGCUUAGGAGAUGCGACAAAAAAUAGAUCGAGGCCACAAAAAUGAAUUUAGAUAAUACAUUGAAAUUUAGAUUUAAAAAAAUAAAGUUUCAGUUUGACUCAAAUAAUCAUACAGAGUUUUCCUGCUUAUAAAUACUUUUGAAAUGCAAUACCUAGCCAUUUUGAUUGAGCUCCA